This is a messenger RNA of Quercus robur (English oak), 1368 nucleotides long. RefSeq lists its product as uncharacterized. NCBI's taxonomy places the organism in Eukaryota, Viridiplantae, Streptophyta, Magnoliopsida, Fagales, Fagaceae. The coding region runs from base 1 to 1368 and encodes 455 amino acids. The record is from RefSeq and is a predicted model, not a curated record. The transcript has 3 exons.
AUGUCUUUCCCCCCAGUAGUUAUCCCAGAGGAGGAGGCCGGCUCUUCACAUUCAUCCUUAGAGGACCAGAUAGACCAGUUCCAAUUUACUGAGGAAGGGGAGGCCUCGGUCAGAGUAGUAGAGAUCUCCGACUCUGACGCUGAUUUAGACCGUGCCUCAGCGGCUGCUGGUACUGGUUUGGUCAUCGCACAACCUGAUCUCAGCGAGGACACAGAAGAAGAGGAAGGAAUGGACCUCCAGCCGAGGACUGGCCUCAGGGGUCUUCUAUCCAACAGGUCCAAAGGGCAGACCUCCAAGGAAGUCUUGAAAGGACAAACCGUCCCCAAAGCCCCCGCUCCCCCUCCCCCUCCCCCGUCAGGUGCGGCGCUGAAACCUAUGCCUAACCUAAGGCGAAAAAGGCCUGUAGAAGAGACGGAGGAGGGAGAGGUUGCCCGUGAGAAAGCCGGGCCUAAAAAGAAGGGCAAGGACACGAAAGAGCCCCGAGAGAAAAGGACCAGGUCCAUUGAGAGCCGAGAUGAGGCGCGAGAGCAAGCCUCGUUCAUGGCCGAGGCACUGCAGCAGCCUCUUCUCUUGCCCCGUGAUAUGGAAGGCCUUAGGAAGAUUCGUCAGCCAGAACUUUUCAUGUCACUGGAGAGGGACAUGGCUGUGGUCACUCAACAAAUUUAUGUUGCUGAGGAGUGGGCCAAGAAGGCCCGUGAGGAUAUGCAUAGGGACGCUCAGUCCCGUGCUGCGGCUGAGAGGGUCGCCGGCGAUCUCAAGCGAGAUCUUGAUCGUCAGGAUAAUGAGCUAAAAGUGGUGAGAAAGGCCAAUGCGAGCGCAGAGGCUGGCUUGAAGAAUGCUGAAAAGCAAGCCGACGAGCUGCGCAAGCAGCUCCGUCAUUCUGAGGAAAAACUAUCAGCGGAGCAACAGGCGGUUUCGGAGCUUAAGGCUGAGCUUGCAAGGGCCAAGGAGGAAGCUCGCUUGUCCAGGGAGGUUGCCGAGAAGGCUGUGGCGGCUUCGUAUGAACGUGGAGUUCACGAUACUGAGGAGAGACUGGCCGAGGAAGUUGCCACCGUCUGCAGGGAAUACGUCACCUCGACCUGGGGAUUGGCCAUGGAUAGGGCAGCCGUCCCCGUAGAUUCUGAUCUCAGGAAGACUAAGAACAUCUUUUUCCCUGCGGAAAUACGUGAGAUUCCUGGCGAGGUCGCCUCCACUGAGCUUCUUCCAGCAGGUUCCUCCAUUCCCGAGACUGGGGGCACGGAGCAAGCUACGCAGGGCCAGUCACCCGAGGACAGUCUUCGCAUCAGUGAGAUCCUUGCCCAGGCCCAGGAGAUCGCCCCGGAGAACCGAGCAACGGAUGAUCAGCCAGCCCCGGCUCAGGGCCCUUAG